Molecule: messenger RNA, 3620 nt
Organism: Anopheles funestus (African malaria mosquito)
Lineage: Eukaryota; Metazoa; Arthropoda; Insecta; Diptera; Culicidae
Gene: Pp2A-29B
Product: serine/threonine-protein phosphatase PP2A 65 kDa regulatory subunit
Exons: 5
Coding region: 287-2071 (594 amino acids)
Biological process (GO): lipid metabolic process; protein dephosphorylation
Cellular component (GO): protein phosphatase type 2A complex; cytoplasm
Molecular function (GO): protein phosphatase regulator activity; lipase activity; protein binding
Source: RefSeq, a predicted model, not a curated record
GCGUGAGAUUGCGUCUCGAACUGACAUUUUCGUAUCUGCCAAUCGGCUUGAAAAAAAGCAGAAGCAUUUUCGCUAUUUCGUCAAAAGAUUGUGCGUGCGAACGAUUAAAUCCCACAACCAGUAGGGAAGUGAAGCGUAACACCAUAUACAGCGAGGAAACGAUUCUAGCAAAGUGCACUGCAAACGCCCAGUACCGGAUCUACACGCACCGCUCGCAGGACACGUUCGAUUGCAGCAGCCCCCAGUUCAGACGGUGAAAGAGUAGGAAACCUAGGAGGAAUAAAACAUGGCUGCCAGUGCGAGCGGUGAUAAAGCAGCGGAUGAUUCACUGUACCCGAUUGCUGUGUUGAUAGAUGAGUUGAAAAAUGAAGAUAUUCAGCUGCGCCUGAACUCGAUCAAGAAACUAUCGACAAUUGCCCUAGCCCUGGGCGAGGAACGCACCCGCAAUGAGCUGAUCCCCUUCUUGACGGAGUCCAUCUACGACGAAGAUGAGGUGCUGCUGGCAUUGGCCGAACAGCUCGGUAACUUUAUUCCGCUGGUUGGCGGGCCCGAAUUCGCGAUGUAUUUAAUUCCACCGCUAGAAUCGCUGGCCACGGUAGAGGAAACGGUGGUGCGCGAGAAGGCAGUCGAGUCGCUCCGUACCGUUGCCGGUCAGCACAGUGCGCAGGAUUUGGAGGUUCAUCUCGUGCCAACGUUGCAGCGUUUGGUUUCGGGCGACUGGUUUACAUCCCGCACGUCCGCCUGCGGUCUGUUUUCCGUGUGCUAUCCACGCGUGUCGGCCGCAGUCAAGUCGGAAUUGCGCAUUAACUUCCGUACGCUGUGCCAGGACGAAACGCCCAUGGUGCGCCGUGCUGCUGCUGGAAAGCUCGGCGAGUUUGCCAAAGUUGUCGAGCUGGAGUAUCUCAAGUCGGAUCUGAUCCCCACAUUCGUACAGAUGGCACAAGAUGAGCAGGAUUCCGUUCGGCUGCUGGCUGUGGAGGCGUGUGUUAGCAUCGCCCAGCUCCUUCCCCAGGAUGAGGUCGAACUCAAUGUCAUGCCAACGCUGCGCCAGUGCGUCAACGAUAACUCAUGGCGCGUCCGGUAUAUGGUUUCGGAGAAGCUAACCGAUUUGCAGAAGGCCGUCGGGCAGGAGAUUACCAAGAACGAUCUCGUCUCGGCCUUCCAGUUUCUGCUAAAGGAUAGUGAGGCCGAGGUGCGUGCCUCAGCCUCCGCCAAGGUGACCGAGUUCUGCGCCAACCUGGACAAAGCCUGCCAGGAACAGAUCAUUAUGACGUCGAUUUUGCCGUGCGUGAAGGAACUCGUCGCCGACUCGAACCAGCACGUCAAGUCGGCACUCGCGUCGGUCAUCAUGGGCCUGAGCCCGAUCGUUGGUCGCAACAACACGAUCGAGCAUCUGCUGCCGCUGUUCCUUAUCCAGCUGAAGGACGAAUGGCCCGAGGUGCGGCUUAACAUUAUUUCGACGCUUGACUGCAUCAACGAUGUGAUCGGCAUUCAGCAACUGUCGCAAUCGCUGCUGCCCGCCAUCGUAGAGCUGGCGGAGGACAGCAAAUGGCGCGUCCGUCUAGCCAUCAUCGAGUACAUGCCGCUGCUGGCCGGCCAGCUUGGACAGGAAUUCUUCAACCAGAAGCUGCGUGAUUUGUGCUUCAACUGGCUGAACGAUCACGUGUAUGCAAUCCGUGAGGCGGCCACACUGAACAUGAAGAAAAUUGUCCAAACGUUCGGCACUCAAUGGGCGGAAACGAACAUUAUCAAUCAAAUUUUGGUCAUGUACAAAAACAGUAACUAUUUGCACCGAAUGACCUGCCUAUUUUGCAUUAAUGCGCUGGCCGACGUCUGCGGUGCGGAUAUCAUCGAGCGGCUGUUCCUGCCGACCAUCAAAGUAUUAUCGACGGAUCCAGUUGCGAAUGUACGCUUUAACGUGGCGAAAACCCUACAGAAACUGUCGCCAUUCCUCGACCAGGCUGCCAUCGAUGAGCACGUGAAGCCGAUCCUGGAGAAGCUCAAUACCGACACGGACGUGGACGUGAAAUACUUUGCCUCGGAAGCGAUGGUGAGCAGUGCCGCAGCCUAAAUAAAGCAUAAUAUAAACGGGUGAAGGACAAACACACAUAAAAUCGGAACAAGCAACAAGUUCAACAUCUUAAUUGUUGUGUACGAAAAAAAAGCUGUAGGGUUAGGGUCGAGGAAGAUUUAUGUAUGUCGUUUGGUAACUAUUAAUACGCAGUUUGAAGAAACACACACGAAACAAAACUAGACUUUCCCAUUUUCCUCUCUUAAAAAAGUGUUUAAACCACGUAAAUACAAACACACACAAGUACAUGCUCGCCGAAUGCUGACCGAAUGUUAGCAAUACUUUUGCGAACAUUCAUUAGUUCGUUUUUGGUAUGAAAAGAAAAGAAUUAACUACUUAACAGGAGAGUAAAGUCGGGGUUAUAAAACAGAAAAAGAGGGGAAAACAGAGCAAACAUAACUGAGGAGCGCAAAUCAUCAGUGUUGUUGUUUGUAGCAUUUUCUUGCUGCGCUUACCGUUGCCGUAUCACUUAUCUUAGACCUAUGCAUUCAAACCAUGGGAACAGAUGGUUCUUAUAUUGUGGAUAAUGGGCAAACAAUGUUGCAGAAAUUGGUCCCCUAUUCCGCUAGGAAAAUGAGAAAAAAAGGAAAUAGAGAACAAUGAAGUCCUUGUGAACAAAAUGCUAAGGUGAAGUGCGCGGGAAAACAAUAUUCACACAAGACGAAAGAUAACUACUGUACACACAAUAGGCACACUUACACUCAUUAACACAUUAUCUUGUAUUUUGUUUUAUAUAUUUAAUAUGUAACAUUUCAUCGCUGGAAAAUGUAAUUUCCUUAUUAUUCCUACAUCGUUUAGUGUCCUCUUUAGCGCUACUUCCAGGCGUAACGCAUACUCUCUCAACCUGCAGAUGGUGGUAGUGAGACGCUAUAGUAGCAGCGUUUUGUCUUCGUUUCCUGUUGGAGAAACCGCGCAAAUAAUGUUUAACGAACAAAUUACAUUUUUUCUACCAUCACGUGGGUGUCGAAAAUAGGGUUUGCGUCAUUUUGCUGCAGUGUAAAAUCCGUUUGGAAAUUUGUUUGAAUAUUGUUUUUGAAACAUUUGUAAAAACAAACCCUGAGAUAAAGAGAGAGAGAGAAAGAGAGAGAGUGCCAAGCGCUUUCGCAUGUGAAGUAGCGUUUUUGCUAAAUUGAAUGACGUUCUGCGAUGUGUAUCGUUUCUUUUUUUCCUUUGACAGGCAGGUGAUAGUCCGGACUCGUUCUAUCAACAUUUUUCUUUUCUAAAAUGUUAAAAUAUUUCUUCUCUAACGCCUAAGUUUAUUCUAAACAUAUAAAUAAAUAUAAAACACAUUAUAUAUAUAAUGGAGUAAAGCAAAUUGGAAAAGGCGAUCGUUUGGGAAAUAAGAACGUUAGAGCAAGCUCGGGUACGGCAGAAGUAAUCUACAUAUGACACAGCUACGUCGUCGUUGAUAGGCAUUGAAGCAUAGUAAUAAAACGCAAACCAAACACACAAAAAAAUGGAACAAAACAAUAGGUGUCACUUUUGAUGUUGAACGUUUAGUGUACCGAAAUAUAUACCCCGAGUCUUUAUCGCCGUGAUUAAUCCAUCA